AUGCGAGAGGAGCUGGAGCGGCAGGUCGCCGGCUGGCAGCUGGGCGGCGAGCGCGCAGUGGAGAGCGAGGCGCUCUGGCGGCGGUACGAGGCGCUGACGGCGCCGCUCUCGCAGGAGCUGUGCGAGCAGCUGCGGCUGAUCCUCGAGGCGACGGUCGCGAGCAAGCUGCAGGGCGACUACCGCACGGGGAAGCGCAUCUCGAUGCGCAAGGUGAUCCCGUACAUUGCCUCCGGCUUCCGGAAGGACAAGAUCUGGCUCCGCCGCACAAAGCCGUCCCAGCGGCAGUACCAGGUGAUGCUCUGCAUUGACGACUCAGAGUCGAUGCGCUCGACGGGCGCGGGAGGGCUGGCGUGCGAGGCGCUCGCGCUGCUGUGCGGCGCCCUCUCGCGCCUCGAGGUUGGGCAGCUCGCCGUCGCCUCUUUUGCCGAGCGGGUGCGGCUGCUGCACCCGUUCGACCGGCCCUUCUCGGCCGAGGCGGGCGCGUACAUGCUGUCGCGCUUCUCGUUUGCGGAGAAGGAGACCGACAUGGAGGGCCUCCUCCGCACGGUCGUGCAGACGCUGCGUCUCGCGCGCGAGCAGCAGCGCGCCGCGGCGGAGCAGAUGCAGCUCGCCAUCAUCGUGUCGGACGGCCGCCGCUCGCCGUCGUGGGGCGACCCGUCGCUCUGGGUGCGGCGGGCGGCGGAGGAGAACAUCCUCCUCUGCUUCGUCAUCGACUCGAUCCUCGAGCUCAAGUCGGUCAGCUACCCCGGCGGCAAGCUCACCAUCUCGAGCUGGAUCGACGCCUUCCCCUUCCCGUACUACAUCGUGCUGCGCGAGCUGCGCGCGCUGCCGCACGUGCUCUCCGACGCGCUCCGCCAGUGGAUCGAGCUCGUGAGUGGGAUGAGCUGA
Molecule: messenger RNA, 888 nt
Organism: Emiliania huxleyi CCMP1516
Lineage: Eukaryota; Haptophyta; Isochrysidales; Noelaerhabdaceae
Exons: 5
Coding region: 1-888 (295 amino acids)
Biological process (GO): ribosomal large subunit assembly; rRNA processing
Cellular component (GO): preribosome, large subunit precursor
Source: RefSeq, a predicted model, not a curated record